AGCCAUUGGACCGCAAACACCAAUCCCUCACCCGGCACGGGCGAGUUCGCCGUCUCACUAGGCACCGCGACCGUUGUCCGAUCUGCUCAGCCAUGUCCGGCGGGACCAUUACGAGCGAUUUCGCCAUGCUCACAGCUCAGCUACUGGAGAUCCUGCGAGCGCAUGAGGGGAUGCGGGUCUUCUCUCCCAGAAAUUCCCAGGGAGAAGUCCAUGAGCACGUGCUCUUGCCGAAGGCUUGCCUGAAGCUUUUGGAUGCAGCCCAGGACUACCACUUGAAGGGCGACUUCACCAAAGUGGUUAGCAUUGUUGAGAGCAUGGACAACUAUGAACUGAUGAUCACAGGCCGCGUGUUGCAGGAAAUCUUGGUGCAGGCGGGCUUGUCUGAAGCCCAUCACCGGCUGCGGACCUUCAAGAACUCGGUGUCCUCGGACGUGCAGGGCGUCACCAACACGGAGGACUCUUCUGUGGUGAGCUUCAUUGGCACAUUUGAGAAGCUGGUUCAGAAGGGCAUCAAGCCCGAGGCCAUUCGCGAGGCCGUGAAGGACCAGAAGAUCGAAUUGGUGCUCACAGCACAUCCCACAGAGGCUCAGCGCCGUAGCGCGCUGAAGAAGCAUGAGCAGAUGCUUCAUCAGAUGAAGGUCCAUGAUGGGAAGGAUCAACUGACUCCUGGACAGCUGGCCCAGUUGUACGAGAAGAUCAAGGCCAUUCAAUGGAGCUGCUGGCGGACCAAUACCGUGCGUCGCACCCGGCCGACACCUGAAGGUGAAGCUCGAAACGGCAUGUUGGUCAUCGAGGAGACCGUUUGGAAGGCCGUGCCGGAGCACUACCGACGCCUGGACCGCUGCCUCAAGCGAAUCGGUGCGGAGGAGCUGCCCUUCGAUUGCUCGCUCCUGAAGAUGAGCAGCUGGAUGGGCGGAGACCGCGAUGGCAAUCCCAAUGUGACCUGGAGCGUUACCCAAAAGGUGGUCACUUUGUUGCGCUGGCGUAUUGUGGAGCUCUACUACCGGGAGGUGGAUGAGCUGCUGUAUGAGCUCAGUAUGACUGGUGAGACCAAUGAGGAGAUGAUGAAGGAGGUGGAGGCCGUCAGCAGCAUGUGGCCUUCCUCCGACAAGGGCUCCAAGGUCUGCAGGCCUUCCGAGAAGAGCGGCGUGCACUGGAACUUCCACACCGGAGUGGCCGAGGACGAGCCCUACCGUCGUCUCUUGAUGGCCAUCCGUCGCCGCUGCUGGCGUACGAAGGUGUCCAUGGAGGCCUUGUAUUUGGGCAAGCAGGCCGACCCAGAGUUCCAGAAAGAGGUGAUCACCAGUGCCGAGGAGUUGGCUCGACCAUUGGAGAUCAUGUACCGCUCCUUGAUCGAGCAGGGCGACGAGUUGGUGGCCAACGGCCGCUUGCUGGACCUGAUCCGACGAGUGCGCACCUUUGGCAUCAGCAUGGCUUGCCUGGAUGUGCGUCAGGAAUCGGAUCGACACUCCGAGGUCAUGGACACCUUGACCAGCUUCUUGGACCUCGGCAAGUUCACCGAAUGGACCGAGCAGCAGCGUUGCGAGUGGCUGGUGAAGGAGAUUGAGUCCAAGCGGCCCUUGCUCCCAGAUGACAUGCCCAUGAGUGAUAUCGUGAAGGAGAUCCUGGACACCUACAAGAUCAUCUCCGAGCUGCCGAGCGAAGCCCUGGGCGCCUAUGUGAUUUCCAUGUCGCGCGCAACCUCUGACAUCUUGGCGGUGUGCUUGUUGCAGAAGCUGGGAGGCGUGAAGAAGAUGAUGCGUGUGGCACCCCUCUUCGAGACCCGCGAGGACCUGAUCAAUGCGCCCAAGGUCAUCGAUGCGGCACUCAGCGUGGGCUGGUACAAGAAUCACGUGCAGGGCAAGCAGGAGGUCAUGCUGGGAUACUCCGACUCCGUGAAGGACGCAGGCAAGUUCGCGUCCACCUGGGAGCUGCACUGCGCCAUGGAAAACCUGCUGGAGGUGGGCAAGAAGCAUGGCGUGGCCAUCACCUUCUUCCAUGGACGCGGCGGCUCGAUUGGCCGCGGAGGUGGACCUCCGAACAUGAUUCUGCUCGCGCAGCCUGCAGGAUCCUUACAGAACGGUCACUUGCGCCUCACCAUCCAGGGCGAGACCAUUGGGCGACACUUCCCGAGCUGCGAGGUGGCGGAACGCACCUUGGAGCAGUACUCCACGGCGGUGCUGGAGCAUACCCUGGCGCCACCGCCACUGCCCAAGCCGGAGUUCCGUGCCGCCAUGCAGGAGUUGUCUGAUGUCUCGGCGGCUCACUAUCAAAAGACCGUCUUCAACAGUGAGGGGGAGAUUUUCGUUCGCUUCUUCCACACGUUCACACCGACCUCAGAGCUGGGACAGAUGAACAUCGGCUCGCGGCCCGCGAAGCGACGGUCCUAUGGCGGGAUCGACACGCUGCGAGCCAUCCCCUGGAUCUUCGCUUGGACGCAGACGCGGCUCCUCUUGCCUGUCUGGCUGGGCCACAUGGUCCAAAACGGCGCCCCACGUGAGGAAUGGCCAUUCUUCCGCUCCAUGUUGGACCUCAUUGACGUGGAGUUGGGCAAAGCCUCCCCGAUGAUCACCGAGCAUUACGAGAGCAAGACCGUCCAGGACCCGGAUCUCAAGAAGCUGGGUGCUGAACUUCGCGAGGGGCUCAACCAGAUGAUUACCAACAUCCUCAAGGUCAAGGGUGCCACGAGCCUCCUCUCCUCUGAGCCCAACCUGAAGAUGGCCAUCAACAUGCGCAAGCCCUACUUGGACACCACGCACGCGAUCCAAGCAGAGGUGCUGAAGAGGCUUCGUGGAGAAGAGGGUGAGGUCGAACCAGAGUUGAGGGAUGCGAUGAUCAUCAGCAUCCAAGGUAUUGCGGCCGGCAUGCAGAACACCGGCUGAGCGUGGCAUCCACCAGUUGAACAAAUCCCCCACAUGAGUCAGCAAACGUUUGGACCUGGAUCUUGAAGACCCAAACGAGUUGUCCCUUGAUUUUGGUGGAGCCAAGAUCGAUUUCGACAGACUUUUCCUUGGGCUGCACGGAAGCCAACAGAAUCUUUGCCAGGGCGGCCCCUUUAGGGCUGCCCGAGAGCAUUCGUUUGGAC
Messenger RNA from Durusdinium trenchii, 3085 nucleotides. The record is from the annotation of a GenBank genome assembly. NCBI's taxonomy places the organism in Eukaryota, Dinophyceae, Suessiales, Symbiodiniaceae.